UGGACGUCACACCACAUCCCACCAGCCGCUGGACUGUGGUGUCCAGUGCACGUCUGACCACCAUGGGGGCCCUGGGGCCCUCCUGGCACCUUCUGUUCCUUCCUGUCCUCCUGGCUGUGGGAGGAUUAAGUCCCGUCCAGGCCCAGAGUGAUUGCAACUGCUCUCCGGUGAGCCCGGGUGUGCUGGCUGGGAUCGUGCUGGGUGACUUGGUGCUGACGUUGCUCAUCGCCCUGGCUGUAUACUCUCUGGGACGCCUGAUCCCUCGAGGCCGAGGGGCUGGGGAGGGGACCCGGAAACAGCGCAUUGCAGAGACAGAGUCACCUUAUCAGGAGCUUCAGGGUCAGAGACCAGACGUCUACAGUGACCUCAACACACAGAGGCAGUAUUACCGAUGAGCCCACACUAGCCGACCAGCAACCUGACGCCUGGAUCCAGCCAUUCCUGAUGCCUACUAAACAUGCCCUCGCUGGGGUACAGAUCCACAGAGUGCUCUCCCUGAGAAGUCUGACCUCUCCCCACUUCUGUCCACAAAUAAAUGAUGGCGCAAAAAACA
This is a messenger RNA of Onychomys torridus (southern grasshopper mouse), 553 nucleotides long. It is a transcript of the gene Tyrobp, whose product is annotated as transmembrane immune signaling adaptor TYROBP. Gene Ontology annotation, molecular function: signaling receptor binding. The record is from RefSeq and is a predicted model, not a curated record. Gene Ontology annotation, biological process: neutrophil activation involved in immune response; negative regulation of transforming growth factor beta1 production; positive regulation of microglial cell mediated cytotoxicity. Gene Ontology annotation, cellular component: cell surface. The transcript has 5 exons. The coding region runs from base 63 to 395 and encodes 110 amino acids. NCBI's taxonomy places the organism in Eukaryota, Metazoa, Chordata, Mammalia, Rodentia, Cricetidae.